Messenger RNA from Rhopilema esculentum, 6309 nucleotides. The record is from RefSeq and is a predicted model, not a curated record. NCBI's taxonomy places the organism in Eukaryota, Metazoa, Cnidaria, Scyphozoa, Rhizostomeae, Rhizostomatidae.
GACCCAAAAAUCCUUAUUGCUAAAGUCGAAAAAAUAAUCGUCAAAGUGGUCAGCAAAAAUUGAACAUUUUCGUUCCUAUUGACUUUUAAAUGAACGAUGCCGAUUCCACCGGGUUUUUAUCAAGAAGAACUUAACAGAACUGUGUGGGUUGUGCCAUCGCGGUACCAGGAGCUUGCGUCAAUUGGCGUUGGUGCAUACGGACAAGUGUGCUCUGCAAAUGAUACAAACGAUGGCCAGAUGGUUGCUGUCAAAAAGCUAUCACGCCCUUUUCAGUCAAUAAUCCAUGCAAAAAGAACCUACAGAGAGUUGCAGCUGCUCAGACAUCUAAAGCACGAAAACGUGAUUGGUCUCAUCGACACCUUUACAACAGCUGCAACUUUGGAAAAUUUUGAUGAUGUUUAUCUUGUGACACCAUUGAUGGGAGCAGACUUAAAUAGUGUUGGAAAGGUUCAACAUCUAUCAGACGAUCAUGUACAGUUUCUAAUUUAUCAGGUUCUACGCGGUCUUAAGUAUGUUCAUUCAGCUGGAAUCAUUCAUAGGGAUUUAAAACCAAGCAAUAUAGCUGUCAAUGAAGACUGCGAAUUGAAGAUCUUAGAUUUUGGAUUAGCUCGAAUGGCUGAUGAAUCAAUGACGGGGUAUGUUGCAACGCGUUGGUACCGUGCACCUGAGAUCAUGCUCAACUGGAUGCAUUACAACCAAACAGUCGACAUCUGGUCAGUCGGGUGUAUCAUGGCCGAACUGUUAACAUCAAAAGUAUUGUUUCCUGGCAAUGACCAUAUUGACCAGCUCACGAAAAUCAUGCAACUGGUUGGAAAGCCAUCUCUUGAUUUUCUGGCAAAAAUAACAAGUGAAAGUGCCAUAAGCUAUAUCAAAUCCAUGCCAGAGUACAAAAAAAGGCCAUUCUCAGAAGUAUUUAUCGGGGCGAAUCCUUUAGCCAUUGAAUUGCUUGAGCACAUGCUAGUGCUGGAUCCGGACCACCGAAUCACAUCCGACGAUGCAAUUAAGCACCCGUAUUUAGCAAAAUACCAUGAUCCGGAUGAUGAGCCGACAGGUGAAACUUUCACAGACGAAUACGAAAAUGCUGAUCUAGAUAUUGACCAGUGGCGAGAAUUAACUUUCAACGCCAUAAAAAGUUUUCGAAAUGAGGAAAUGGACACUGCAUAAUUCUCAUGCCGUUGCUAUUGGUAAUUUGAUCAUUGGCGAAAGAAAUUCAUGUAGCCUCUUUUUCAUCUGUGUAUAACUGCUGGACUCACCUGCAGAUUUUCCUAACCAAUCAAAUUACUUUUCACAAUAUUUUGUAUUAGAGCAGGUUCUUAGUCGCCAUUUCUGAAAAUUAUUCAGUUUUAAACUUGAUAAAUUGUUUUUAGAUAUGGUAAAGGGAAUAAUAUUUGAUGUGGAAUUACCAAAGUCAAUGCCGACUUUAUGUAGACAGGCUAAGAAACUGUGUUAUUAUGUGAAAGGCAGAGAUCUGUCGAUUUAGUGUAGGGUAAUAUCAUCGAUAAUGGAAGCCAGAAUUGUGGUAUUCUUUUGUAGAGACUAAACAUUAGAUAAAACUUGACAGAAUUAAUUGAGUUUACUUGUUACAGCCCAUAACUAAAACACUUUCUAGCAUCUUGAAAAUCUACAUUUUUGUAUUAAUUGCGAAGUAAAAGUUAAAUUUAGUUGCUUUUCAGAAGAGAAAAACCCUCUUUAGUUUAAUUUCUUAUGUAUUAUCUUCCCCAAAACAUUUUUGGGCAUUCUCACUAAUAUUGAAGUUUCAAGAUAUGACCUGUCCAAAUUUAGUUGUGUUGAUUUGUUGCCGUCAUCCUUCCACUGAGGCGAUUUAAAAGAUUUUAGCAUCUUUUUGGAAUAUUAUGUUUGUCACUCGUUCAAAAUAUUUCGCCAUUUAUCAUGACGUCAUUCAUAAAAACUACAAACAGCUGUUUUUGAGGAUGUGUAUUGCAAUAAUCUCGAACAAUUUCGUUAAAAUAGAAUAACAUCUAAAUAUGAGAUGCAAAACUCUUAUGUAGGUCACUUUUGAAACAGUGGUGGCGCCAGAGGGGGGGCAGGGGGGGCUACAGCCCCCCCGUCGGAGGAGGCUAGCCCCUCCGUCGGAAGAUAAAUUAUGCUUGAAUUUUUUUUGUCGGAGCGAAUUUUUUAAGUUUUGGCGGAAAUAGAAAUUUCUAAAAGGACUGUUAUCAGAAUUCAGGAAGCUCAUCCCAAAACAACUCAUCGACACAUCAAUUUCAUGGUAAAUAAUAAUCUGUUAUAAGAAGUUUGAAUUGGUUGUUUAGAUGUUCAGUACCAGGUGUUUUCCGCAUGCUGUUAAAUUUGAUCUUAUGUUAUGGAUAGUGCAGUUCGUCCAAAUCUUGCUUGCUAUAACCAACCUACAACAUCGGAAUAUUUUUGUGCGAUAGCGAUAUGGCAACAAAUGUUACCCGUUUCAGUGUUAGAUGUAGUAUAUGUAAUGACGUAUUUAACAAUGAUUACGCUGCCCGCCACACGAAGUCCAAGCACAAAGAUUUGGCUGCAAUGGGAAGGACUGCUCCUACGACGGCAAUAGUUGAAACGGACUCGCAGCAGAGAAAAAUAAAAACAUUUUUUCAAUCAAAAGGCGGUACUUUUCCAAAGAAACGAAAGGUUAAUGAUUUUGAAACUGAAAGAACAACAGAAGACCCCGAAGAACAAGAAGUUGAAAUUUCGAAAAUUCAAGACGAAGAGCAAAUCGAACGUGGUAUGUUAUACGUUUUAAUAUUUAAGUCCUUUUAAUACGAGGAAAAACACUUAGCAAAGGGCUUCAGCCAUAAAAACAAUCAAACUCAUUUACGUAGUAGCUAAGCCAUUUUACCCCAUCCCAACCAUACAUAUUUGUAGUGUUUUGCUUCUACGUACACGUUUUUUUAUUUAUAAGAAACUUGACUCAAGCCCAGAGUACUAAUAGUUUCCAAAUUUCUUAUUUUUUACUAUUUUUAAGGGGAUACUGCCGAAGAAGCAGCGGAUCGCUUGGAAUUGCCGGAAGAAAAAAGACCACCAAGAAAGAGGGCAACGCCUGCUUCUCUUCGAGAGUUUGUUGUGGAAGCAUCUUCAGAGCCUCAAGUAGCAAGCGGGUUUGAUGGCUACGUACAAAAUGUCAAAGAAAUACUAAACAGAACAACUGCAGAACUUUGCAAGCGGUUUGACGAAAAAAACAUAAAGAUCAUGAAAGGCAUAACUGCAUUGGCCCCCAAGUCGAAAAGCUACUUGGACCCAACAACUCUUGUCAAUUUUGCUGAGCUUUUUCAGUCUGAAAUUGGUGCACUACGCAGUGAAAUUGCCACAUUUAAAUAUAUGCUCUCAAGAAAAGAAGAAAAACACCGCCCAAGCACACUUCUGCAACUAGAGGCACACUUGGAAAAGCUAAAUGAAGCUUUCUUUGAGCUGCACCGGCUUGUAUCCAUCGCAUGCACUUUGCCAGUCUCUUCAGCCGAAUGUGAACGCAGCUUCAGCUCUAUGCGCCUCAUCAAGAGUGAUCUGCGCUCACUUAUGAAGGACGAGCGUCUAGACAGUCUGAUGAUGCUAGGUAUUCAUCGUGCCCGUGGAAGUGCUCUUGACUUGGACUCAGUAGUAGACAGAUUUAAGGCUAAGUUCCCGAAGAGUAGAAUUGCUCUGUGAAACAAUUUUGAUUCUUGGACUUGAAUUUUCGAUAUGUAGAAGUGCGUAUUCCACCGCUUAGGUCUGUUCCUAUAAAGUUACGUUGUGUUCCAGUUUUCCUUAAGUUCAGUUGGUUGCUUUUUAUUUAAAUUCAUACUUUCCAAAGAUAGGCCCUACUUGAAUUGGCAACGUUUGAUGAGUUGUAAAGAUUUAGAGUAGUUUUAAGCUUAUCUAGAGGCAGCUUUCAAAAAAAUUUCCAGGGACGCCGGAGAAGGGGGGCGCGGGGGGGCAAGCGCCCCUCCUGCCCUUUGCUAGGAGGGGCAAGGGAGGGGGCAAACGUGCCCUUAGUAAUAUGUCAAAAAACGUAGUAAAAAACACGAUUACACCAUUUUGAUAGCAUUUUUAGCCAAUCUAAUGGGUGUAGCCACCAAAAUUUUCCCGGGGGAGUACCCCCGGACCCCCCGAAUUUUCGGCUCGCAACGCUCGCCUUCGGUCUCCAGUACCCUUACAAUUCCUUGUCGCCCCCUAGCCCUAUCGUUCUCUAAAAAAAUUAGCCCCUCCGUCGGAAGUGCUAGCCCCUUUGUCGGAGGAAACCUAGCGCCACCACUGUUUUGAAAUUUCAAACCUUUGUAUACCUUGCAACAAGAUUGCCGAGCCCACAUAUUCUGCAGCUGAAAAUAUUUGAAGGAUAGAUCUACAGCAACUGUGUUUUUCACUUUUUACUUCAUCGAUAUAUUUAAUAACUUUAUUUCAUCGUUACAUAGCAGAAAAUUGUCUCCUUCACUUCUCAGCUUGCUUUUAAUUAAUCUUGAAAUAAUGCCAAGCGUUAUGUUGUAGUCAAAUCUUUUUAAAUGUUUCUCAUUUAAUCAAUAUUUCCCAAAAAAUAACAUUGUAACAUUGGUUUCUAGAAUGAAAUCAUUUAUGCUGAUUUUUUCCUACCAACUACAAUGUUCCGUUGUUCCAAUUUUUUGUUUUUGAACCUGGAAAGUAACUGACGUAAAGUGCACAAAUAUCUUAAGUUCUUGUGGUGUGGCUAAAAUGAAAUGAUAAGCGUAGUAUUUAUUUAUUAGUAAAAAAAAUUAAAAACAAAACUCUGCUUUUAUAAAACUUCGAAAUAUUGUGACCACAAAAAUAUUUUUGGCAUGAAUGGUGGCUGCAUAUUAUGGAGUUUUCCAUCGAAAAUGCAUUUUCGAUCUGAAUAUGGGGGUGGGGGCGGGGGAGCGAAUGGCCAUUGUUUGUGUAAUUUGAAGGCAGCCGCAAGAGGACUUGGAAUUUUUAGUUUCGUUUGAUAGGUCUUAUUCUCUCGAGGUUCCUUUUCAAAACGUUUCUUCUCCUUGUCCGUCUGCUAGAACUUAAUUUGUGAUGUUAUAAUUUAAUAUGUCCAUCAACUAUAUAUACUCCUAGGGAAAUUUGAUAUUCUUGCUGAAAUAAGCUUAAUUAAAAGACAUUGAAAGUAUACUUUUAUGCCUUGCUUUUUUUAAGAAGCCUUUCUUAUUUUCAAGUAUUGCUGCUCACUUUUGAGAUGCAUGGCUCAGAUAAAACUUCAGGUCGAAACGAGAAAAGUGGCUGACAAUUUUGAUAAAAGACUAGAAGUUUAUAGAAUAGAUAGAAGUUUAUGAUUUAAAUCUUUGAGCCCAAUUGCAUCCCCUUAAAAUAAUUUAGCAAAUUAAGAAGGCCUUUUCUUAAGCCUAUUACGUGUUGAAAUUAGAGUUGAAUGCUAGUCAGUAGAUAAACAUCUUUCCACUUUAUUUGAAUGCCCCUCACAGCUGCAGAAUUUGAAUUUGAAUUUAUUUCUACUACAUCUGUUUUUAUUUGAUAGAUAAUGGGCCACUUCUUUUAAAAUCGUACGAAAAUGUUCUAGUAUUUUGAAAAAAGCAUUUAUUUUCGUGCUCGAUAGAAUUCCCCUUAUCCCUUGCAUUUCGUCAAAUUUCUAAUUUGCCUAAUCCCUUGCAUUUCGGGCAAAGACAUUUCUAUUUACUUCCCAAUAGACGUCAAUGACUGCCUUUCGUAUCGAUUUAAAUGUUUCAAUGUUUCCCAGCUUAACGUUUUCUAACGAGAGGAACCCAGUGGGAAAUUCUCUUCACAUUGAGAAGUAAUCUAUUUUUACUCACUCCUAUUUCGCUAAAAUUCUACUCUUAUUACUGCAAAUUCUACUCUUAAUUUUUCAAAUUCUACUUUUAAUACCUAUAACAAACCAUACUUUUCAAUUUCCCUAUUUUGUUUACAUUCUGAUGAAACUUUCAAGGAUACGCUAUCUUUGUAACAUAAUGGGAUGCAUAGAAAUUGUGGCUAAAAUCAUUUGGAUCGAAACACAUAUCUUGAGUAGCUCAAAGGGUUUAUGCAGAGGUUAAGUUGUGUUUUAUUUUCUGGUUGUUUUCGUAAAUUUAACUGUAAAGCAGUCGUUUACAGAAUGCCUGUGUAGACAUUUUUCACCGACUUUGAGUCUGCAUGAUAUAAGAAAACAAUGGUACAAAACGACAAUUUUUCAUUUACAUCUGAGCGUAUAUAAAAUAUAGCACAAAUUUUCAAUACAUGUCCAGGCAACACAUCGCAACAGGCUUCUAAGCAAUGAGCUUGAAUGCAGGUUUAAUUAUCUUGUUGGCAUUUGUAGAUUUUGUAAAGCCCAAUGCUUCUUCUGUAUUUGCAACUUAGGCCGCUUUGGCAUGGACACCUUCGGACGAUGCGAUCAAGAGCCGCCUG